GCCACAACCCGGUCGGCUCACAUUCACCAAACGGACUCCGACGGUCUCGCUUUCUCCCUCCGCCACGUUUAUCGGAACACUUUUCCCUUACUUUGUGGACGUGUUUUGAACAAACAAACAAGCUCGCCGACUUCGGCGCGAACGUUUUUUUGGGGAUUGUUAUUUUGUGCGGAGCCUUCCAGAAAGCAGGUCCGAAGCGGAGAGACCAAAAAGUUUGGGGGAAGCUGUCACCAAGAAGCGGUUGGGGGCUCGUUAAGGAAUGCCUGCGGCUAGCAUUGCGUCUGCGGGCAGCUAACGGGGCGCGCCGCUGCAGUCAUGGCCAGGCCGGCCGGGUGGCUCACACCUUUUUCUGUGGUCGCCGCCCUGGCGGCGGUGAUGGCGGCGCGGGUGUCGUCGGCCGAAGAGCACGAGUGGCACUUUGACGCAGCCGCUCAGUGUCGUUACGCCCUGGGGAUGGAGGAUGGCAGCAUCCUAGACUCUGACAUCACCGCCUCCAGCGCCUGGUCCGACUCCACCGAGGCCAAACAUGCAAGGUUGAGCACUGGCGAAGGGGACGGAGCUUGGUGCCCCGCAGGCGCCGUCUUCCCCGAUGGAUCGGAAUACCUCCAGGUGGACCUUCGCAAGCUCCACUUCCUGGCCCUGGUGGGUACUCAGGGUCGCCACGCCGACGGGCACGGCCAGGAAUUUGCCCGAAGUUAUCGCCUGCGCUACUCUCGAGAUGGCGUGAAAUGGAUCACCUGGAAGGACCGCUGGGGCCAGGAAGUGGUGUCCGGGAAUGAGAACACCUACGAUGUUGUUCUGAAGGACCUGGGCCCCCCCAUAGUGGCCCGCAUGGUGCGCUUCUACCCGCUGGCCGACCGGGUCAUGAGCGUCUGCCUUCGAGUGGAACUGUACGGCUGCGUGUGGACGGAUGGCUUAAAGGCUUACGCCGCUCCAGUUGGCCACGUGAUGAAUCUGUCGGGCUUGCCCGUCUACCUGAACGACUCCACCUACGAUGGCAGCACAGAGCAAGGGGUGCAGUUUGGCGGCCUGGGUCAGCUGUGCGACGGCGUCCUGGGAGGAGACGAUUUCAUGGAGAGCAAAGAGCUGCGGGUGUGGCCCGGCUACGACUACCUGGGCUGGAACAGAGAUGUCCUCGGGAAGCCCAGCGUGGACAUCGAGUUCCACUUCGAGAAGCCUCGCGUGCUCCGUGUCAUGCAGGUGCACAGCAACAACCGUCACACGCAGGGUGUGCGGGUGUUCAACAAGGUGGAGUGCGCGUUCAAGGGCGGCCUGCUGCAGCCGUGGUCGUCGCCGGCGUUGGCCUUGGCCGUCCCCCUGGACGACCUUAAGGACCCUUCGUCCCGCACGCUCUCCCUCCCCCUGGAAGGACGCCUGGCUCACAUCCUGCGCUGCAGCUUCUUCUUCACCGAUACGUGGCUGCUCCUCAGCGAGAUCUCCUUCCUGUCGGACACUUUAGAAAAUGACAUGACACACACGAACGGUCGCAAGACUCCCACCACCAGCUCCUCACCAUCCGUCAAGCACACCUCCGCCCCGAGCGACGGCGCCUCCAGCGCCGGCACCGCCACCUCUGCGCCUCCUCCCGCCGCCGGCUCCACCUUCGCCACGGACACCGCCGCUAAUUGGACGCCGUCAGGUUCGGAGUUUGCCGGCGUGUCUCCGAGGGCGGGGCUUCCGGUGGCCAAGGACGACGGCAGCAACACGGCCAUCCUGAUCGGCUGCCUGGUGGGCAUCAUCCUGCUGCUGCUGGCCGUCAUCGCCGUCAUUCUGUGGCGGCAGUACUGGAAGAAGUUGCUGGGGAAGGCUCAGGGCGGCCUGUCGAGCGAGGAGCUGCGCGUGCACCUGUCGGUUCCCUCCGACAACGUGGUCAUCAACAACACGCACAGCUACUCCAGCCGCUACCAGCGCAUACACACCUUCCCCGAUGACCCCGAGCGGGAGGCUGAAAGCGAGUACCAGGAGCCCAGCGCCUUGCUGCACCCGCGCGAUCGCCGCGACAGCACAGCCUUGCUGUUAAACAACCCGGCCUAUCACCUGCUCCUGUCAGAUCACAGGAAAGGCUCGAGGCCCAGCACCUGUCAGGCUCAGGAAAAAAAGAGUCUCAAUGUGCCUCAUGCGUGCGGCUUGGAGUCGGCCCCCGAGAAGGGAUUCCCCCCCGCGCAGGACGAGCCUCCGCCCUACCCGGGCUCGCCGCCGUACCCGGCCCUGUCGCCGCCCGUGUCUCCCCCGCUGCCUCCCAGCGUGCCGCACUACGCCGAGGCCGACAUUGUGAGCCUGCAGGGCGUCAGCGGCAACAACAUGUACGCCGUGCCCGCCCUGGCCUCGUCCAGCCCGGGCGCCGACGCCGGCCCCUUGCCCGAGCUGCAGCGCCAGUGUCUUGUCUUCAAGGAGAAGCUCGGGGAAGGACAGUUUGGAGAGGUGCACCUGUGCGAGAUUGAAAACCCUCAGGACCUUCCCAACCUGGAGUUCCCCUUCAAUGUGAGGAAAGGUCGCCCUCUGCUGGUGGCUGUCAAGAUACUGCGGCCUGAUGCUUCCAAAAAUGCCAGGAACGACUUCCUGAAGGAGGUGAAGAUCCUGUCCCGCCUGAAGGAUCCCAACAUCAUCCGUCUGCUGGGCGUGUGCGUGAGCAGCGACCCCCUCUGCAUGGUCACCGAGUACAUGGAAUGCGGCGACCUCAACCAGUACCUGUCCCACCGAGUUCUGCUGGACAAGAGCGGGCCCUCGCACACCACGCCCACAAUCAGCUACCCGGCCCUCAUUUCCAUGGCCAGCCAGAUCGCCUCGGGAAUGAAGUUUCUCUCCUCGCUCAACUUCGUGCACCGCGACCUGGCCACGCGCAAUUGCCUGGUGGGCGGCGGUGGUGGCGGCGAGGACCCUGGCGGAGAGCGCCACAUCAAGAUCGCCGACUUUGGCAUGAGCAGGAAUCUGUACGCCGGGGACUACUACAGGAUCCAAGGCCGAGCCGUGCUGCCCAUCCGCUGGAUGGCCUGGGAGUGCAUUCUCAUGGGUAAAUUCACCACGGCCAGCGACGUGUGGGCCUUCGGCGUGACCCUGUGGGAGAUGCUCAGCGUAUGCCAGGAGCAGCCGUACUCCAACCUGACGGACGAGCAAGUCAUCGACAACGCCGGAGAGUUCUUCCGAGACCAGGGCAGACAGGUGUACCUGGGCAAGCCCGCCGUGUGCCCUCAGGGUCUCUACGAGCUCAUGUUGAGCUGCUGGAACCGAGACUGCAAGCUGCGGCCGUCCUUCGGCCACAUCCACGCCUUCCUCGCUGAGGACGCUAUGAACAUGGUGUAAGGCCGCGUAGCGCUUCAACGCCUCGCCUGGGUCGUUCUGGAUUUUUUCCCCCCCCUACUACAAUCUUUUGUACUUUUUGGGUGGACGGGGCUGCUGGAGACGCUGCUGGUUCAGUUUUUUCCCCACACCCCCUAAAGCCACAUUAACUGAAGCUUGAUCGGUGUAGCUAUGAGGCUGAGUAACUGAAGCUUGUGUAGUGUAGUGGUGGCGGGUGCAAUCUGCAUUAGGAGCCUUUUUUAAAAAAAAUUUUUAACAAGGAUAGAAAAUGACAUAAGAGGAAGUUGAUGCAGCUUCACCAGCAUCUGAAGAUUUCACGGCUUUAGCGCCUCUGAACUGUCUGUGUAGUGGUUCACAUAGUUGACUUUAUUCAUCUUGCCCUUCCCACUUUGUAACCCCAUACAAGAAAAGCUGUGUAGAAAGAAGGUGUGUGGAUGUAGUGGUUCACAGAGAUGCAAAGCUGACCAGGUUGGGUAUUAGAAACAUACUGCAUCCCGUAUGAUAGUAAUAAAUCAUUUAUUACGCGCUAAAAAGAUGCGCUGUUAUUUUGAGUAGACAUCUCCAUGAAAUGAGAUUAGAAAGCCCUGCCUCACUUCCCCAAAAUACUUCUACCUGCUCUCGCAUCACUCAUCUGUAGAUGGGGAGAUGAUAAAGGGAUGAGCUGCGGCACACUGAACCAUCUUUCCUUCCUGUUGUGGUUCGCGUAGCUGCUUUGGAUUCAGUUCUUGGUCUACCAGUCAGUGCUGCAACAGUGAAGUGGACAAGCGGGAUAGAAAACAAAUGGCUGUUGUAGUGUAGUGGUUCACUGAUUAUUUUUUUUUCCACUCGCUCAUCCCCAAAUCAGUCGUGACAGGCUGGAGCUCCUUCAAACAACUCUGAACAGCAGAAGCGAAAUGGUAAAGAACCAUUACAGUGAUUCACAUAGCUGCCUUUCAUUAUGUCGGCCAAGCCUCAAUUAUUGGUUGAUGGCAGUCGAGUCCAGAGGGAAAACCCGCCUGGUGUCCAACAUGAACUGGGAAUGGGAACUGGCUCUCCCCCUGCAACAUUUGUCAGUGGAGCAAUUCAUAUAUUGGCCAAUGCCAUACGAUCCAGGCUCAAAUGAGAAGACUCCUCAUUCUCCUACCGCACUCAACAAGACCCGUGGUGUACAGUGGAGAGUGUAGUGGUUCACAUAGAUGCCUUGAGUUCAAUUCCAGGGCGCGCCUUGCCUUGAAUGGCCUCCAACUCGCUAUGAAACGUAUUAUAUAUAUUUUAUAAAACUGGUGAACCUUAUCCCAAACUUUCUCCAGUGGACCACGUGACUCGGGGUAUGCAAUCAGGCAGGCACAAAGUACUUUUUCUUUCACUCUUAUGAGUCCUUUUUUUUUUUAAAGCAUGAAAAAUAUGACCUUGGGCGGCCCGGUAGCCAAGUGGUUAGCACGUCGGCUUCACAGUGCAGAGGUACCGGGUUCGAUUCCAGCUCCGGCCUCCCUGUGUGGAGUUUGCAUGUUCUCCCCGGGCCUGCGUGGGUUUUCUCCGGGUGCUCCGGUUUCCUCCCACAUUCCAAAAACAUGUGUGGCAGGCUGAUUGAACACUCCAAAUUGUCCCUAGGUGUGAGUGUGAGUGCGAAUGGUUGUUUGUUUCUGUGUGCCCUGCGAUUGGCUGGCAACCCAUUCAGGGUGUCCCCCGCCUACUGCCCGGAGACGGCUGGGAUGGGCUCCAGCACCCCCCGCGACCCUAGUGAGGAUCAAGCGGUACGGAAGAUGAAUGAAUGAAAUAUGACCUUGUUCAAAUAUCACUUAAAAACUGCGACUACGGUGACUGACAUGCUAACAUUAGCAUGUCAGUGACGUUUCGCUUCAAUCUUUAACAUUAAGCUAAUUGGGCUUUGGAAUAGCAAUACUAGUCUGUUUGAAAUACACAAAGUGUAAUUGACUUUGUUUGUUUGGUUUGACAGUGUCAACCGUCAACCGGGACGGGUGUUAAAACCGUUUGCUUGAAGGAAGGAUGGUUCAGUUUUUGUCAAACUGUCGCUUAUUGUGAAGUAAGCCCCCUCAAAAUGUCCGAAUGACGGCUCGUAUCUCAAGGCACCACUGUACUGCCUUCAGCUACUGUAUGACAGUUACGCCGACGAGUAGGACAACUUCAGUUUUACUCGUCAGGCAAAAA
Molecule: messenger RNA, 5445 nt
Organism: Hippocampus zosterae (dwarf seahorse)
Lineage: Eukaryota; Metazoa; Chordata; Actinopteri; Syngnathiformes; Syngnathidae
Gene: ddr1
Product: discoidin domain receptor tyrosine kinase 1
Exons: 20
Coding region: 316-3300 (994 amino acids)
Biological process (GO): positive regulation of kinase activity; cell surface receptor protein tyrosine kinase signaling pathway; protein phosphorylation
Cellular component (GO): membrane; signaling receptor complex
Molecular function (GO): collagen binding; protein tyrosine kinase collagen receptor activity; ATP binding
Source: RefSeq, a predicted model, not a curated record